Messenger RNA from Salvia miltiorrhiza (redroot sage), 2047 nucleotides. RefSeq names its product L-ascorbate oxidase-like. Gene Ontology annotation, cellular component: plasmodesma; extracellular region. The coding region runs from base 125 to 1861 and encodes 578 amino acids. Gene Ontology annotation, molecular function: copper ion binding; oxidoreductase activity. The transcript has 5 exons. Lineage: Eukaryota; Viridiplantae; Streptophyta; Magnoliopsida; Lamiales; Lamiaceae. The record is from RefSeq and is a predicted model, not a curated record.
AGACCCACGCACUAUGGGUGAAUAUAUACUUGUCUACGUACCAUAUUCUCUCUCUCUCCUAUAUAUAUAUAUAACACCAUUAUAUAUUUAAGUGUGCAGUCCGAAACAACAGUUGAUAGAGAAGAUGGGUGUGUUUGUUGAUUCAUGGUGGGUUUUGAUUUUGAUUUUGGCAGUUGGAAUAAUUAGGUCAGCAACGGCGGCGGGUAAAGUCCGACAUUUGAAAUGGGAAGCGCAAUACAUGCACUGGUCUCCCGACGGGGAGGAAGGCGUGGUGAUAACCAUCAAUGGGCAGUUCCCGGGCCCCACCAUACGGGCUCGGGCCGGCGACACCAUCCAUCUCCAGCUCACCAACAAGCUUCACACCGAGGGCCUUGUCAUCCACUGGCACGGAAUCAGACAGAUUGGGACGCCUUGGGCAGAUGGGACUGCCUCAAUCUCGCAGUGUGCUAUUAAUCCAGGAGAAACAUUUCUCUACAGGUUUAAACUCGACCGGGCGGGCACAUACUUUUACCAUGGGCACUACGGCAUGCAACGGUCAGCUGGGCUCUACGGAUCGUUGAUCGUGGACGUGGCAGAAGGAGAGAAGGAGAAGUUGGAGUAUGAUGGAGAGUUCAACAUUCUACUCAGUGAUUGGUGGCAUAAGGGCUCUCAUGAACAAGAGGUUGAUCUCUCCUCCAAACCCAUGCGUUGGAUUGGAGAGCCACAGAGCUUGUUAGUCAAUGGAAGAGGGCAGUUCAACUGCUCCAUGGCGGCACAUUUUAGCAACUCAUCGGCAGUUCCGUGCAAGUUAAGAGGCAAUGAACAGUAUGCGCCUUAUAUCCUUAAUGUCCACCCCAAUAAGACCUACCGGCUCAGGAUAGCGAGCUCCACCGCACUUGUUUCACUCAACUUGGCUAUUGGGCAUCACAAGAUGGUGGUGGUGGAAGCCGACGGCAACUACGUGGAGCCAUUCACCGUGGACAACAUCGACAUCUACUCCGGCGAUAGCUACUCCGUCCUCUUCACAACCGACCAAUCCCCCUCGGAAAACUACUGGAUCUCCGCCACCGUGAGAGGCAGGGAGCCCCACACACCCCCGGCCCUCGCCAUCCUCAACUACCUCCCAACAUCCGCCGCGCGCCUCCCCAGCUCGCCCCCACCCGUGGCCCCGCGGUGGGACGACUACGCCUACAGCAAAGCCUUCUCCAACAAGAUCCUCGCCCUGAGCGGCUCCCCCCAACCCCCGCCCCGACACCAGCGGCGGAUCGUGCUGCUGAACACGCAGAACUACAUCGACGGCUACACCAAAUGGUCCAUCAACAACGUGUCCCUCACCCUCCCCACCACCCCUUACCUAGGCUCCAUCAAAUACGGCAUGCCCGACGCCUUCGACGCCAGGAGCCCGCCCGACCGCUUCCCCCGCGGCUACGACGUCAUGCGCCCCGCGCCCAACCCCAACUCCACCUACGGCAGCGGCGUCUACACGCUGAGGUUCAACUCCACCGUGGACGUGAUCUUGCAGAACGCCAACGCGCUGAAGCCCAACGUGAGCGAGAUUCAUCCCUGGCAUUUGCAUGGCCAUGAUUUCUGGGUGCUUGGCUAUGGAGAGGGCGAGUUCACGGACAAGGACGCGGCCGGAUUUAACCUGAAGAACCCGCCGAUUAGGAACACGGCGGUGAUCUUCCCGUACGGGUGGACGGCGCUGCGGUUCGUGGCGGAUAAUCCGGGCGUGUGGGCGUUUCACUGCCAUAUUGAGCCGCAUUUGCAUAUGGGGAUGGGGGUUGUGUUUGCGGAAGGGGUGCAUCGCAUCAACGCCAUUCCUAAUGAGGCUCUUGCCUGUGGAUUGACGGGGAAAUUGCUCAUGAGUAAUCCACACAAUUGAUACUUUUUUUGUUGGAUAUUUUAAUUAUGUUAAGUUCAGUGGAGAGAUGAUGGCAUGUUAAUUAGGUCAGAGUUAUGAAUGGGUUCGAUUCCAACUGCCGCAAGUGAUCCACUUCUGGUUGUAAACUUGGAUGUGCAGUUCUCAACGUAGUUCUGCUGGAAGAGAAUGAGAUUCUAUGUUCUACAA